AUGUCUUUCCAGCGCAUAAUUCUGGAUUCUGAUGAUGAGGAAGAUGCGGGCUCAGACAUUGCGACGUCUAUUGAUCCCUUGCAGGACCCGUCCUCGCAGGAGGAUGCGCCAGAGGACAAAGGCCACGAUGUGAACGUUAGUUGUUCUUCUGGUGGAAGAGAACUCUUCCAGGCUCCUGAUCCCAAUUCUGAACUACCCCAGGUUGACUUUGAUCGCUUCCUACAGUCUGAAUCCUCGGUUAUCGGGGACCAGGGGCCCUCUUCAUCCCAACAGAGAAGAGAGGAGAGGUGGAUACCAUCCGAGAAUGGAAGCGCCUCAGUCGCUGCACUAGUGAGCCAGCAUCGUCGUAGCCAGAGAGAAGAACCUGGCAGUCUUUAUUCAACAGACAUGCAGUACACUCCUGUGGCUGCGACUCCAGAGACAACGGGCUUUGAACUUCCGCCGACUAAGAAAUUGAAAUGCCAUGAUACGACGAUCGACACCGACGUCAUGGCACAGGAUGACACUACAACGUCAUAUGCAAUGCAAGAUAGCGCUGCAAAAACUUGCGACAGUUCGGAAGCAGCUACUUCUUAUAAUUACUUUGCAUCUUUCCCACCAAAAGAAAAUACUACUCAGACCAGUCAUCCAGCAGACGAGGGAACGGAGACCUUGCGUCUUACACCCGGUCGGUCCAAGUCUUUGCAGCCCUUUUAUGAUUCGCCUCCUCCUACGGAACCUUUCUCUUCACUUGCUUCAUCCCAUCAGAAGCGAUCGAAGAGUGAUCUGCCGGAUAGGAAUUCGUCACAAAAAUCCUCAUCAGCUGUUCAAGAUGAGCAUCAUUCUUCAACGGAGGCGGAAAUAACUAUAACCAAAAGGAAACGAGGUCGUCCGAAGAAGCAGGCUGUUAAUGAGGGAACUGAAGCGCAUCUAAAGGAGAUCCCUGACAGUGCUGCUAAUUCAGACGGACAACCCACUAAGCGCCGACCGGGCCGGCCAAGAAAGGUGGACGUACCCAACAAAGGUAACGAUGCAGAUCCAGGUGAUGCAGAGGGGUGCUCAGCAAAUGAGACUACCACUGCCAGUGCAAACCAAGGCAAUUGUCAUCAAGAUUUGAUAAGUGAGAACAACGUCUUGAAUCAUGACGGAGAAGGCAGCAACCAGCUUGGUUCAAACGAGCGUUCCGACGUCCCGCCUCGUUCUAGUCCUGAUGACCUGGACCCAGGCCUCCCAGCGGAAAUGUAUAAACCUCGACCAAGCCGCUCUCGAGCAACACCUUUAGAGGAUUAUUCCGUAUUAAAUACGACAGAAGAGCCAGAAAAGGUCAAGAAAAAGAAGAUAAAACGGGGCAAAACGACGUCCGCUGUGCUGAGCAAAUCUUACGAAUCGGACGUCGAAGCUGACGUGCUGUGGAUUGAGGACCGGCCAGUCAAUAAAACGAGCAAAGAGGAGGGCUUAGAGUCUAAUCCUAUCGAGCUAGACGGACACGCAGCUGAAAAGGAUGCAGGAGAGAAUGCGACUGCCACCAGAGAAGAGCAGAAUGCCAGGCCGGGCGAUUCAGCAAGUUUGCCGUCAACCGAGGCAUCCGGCCCUGAGCCUAAAAAGCGUGGACGCAAGAGAAAGAAGACGAACCAAGAGCCUAUCACGACGGAGUUACCCAGCGGGGUAGAACCAGCGCAGGAAGCCAACGAACAGAACGUCAAGCAUGCCCCGAAGAACGUGCUGCAAGACAUUUCAAACCUCCCCAGUCCGAUAAAGAACGAGGAUAAGAAACCAAAACUGAACCAUCGCAUUGAGAGUCCCGAAGUCGUCAUUGUCGGUGACAGACAAGAAGACGGUCACGGCGGCGAUGAUAACACCAACACCAAUACCACCAACAAUAACAACACGAUACAAUCAUCACCCCACAAAUCCAGCACAGCUACUUCACCGGACCCUCUCCUCGAGACCCCAAAGAAGAUGACAACGACGAAGCAGCUGAACAAUGACGAAGCAUCACCGGAGAAGACGCCGAGUAACGCUCCGGGAUCUGCUGCCGCCACCACCAAAGGACCAGACAAGCAUAGCCCAAUCGCCAGAACGAGCAAGGUCCCUUUCCGAGUGGGUCUGAGUCGCAAAGCGCGAAUCGCGCCUCUUCUCAAAGUGGUGAGGAAGUAA
Rasamsonia emersonii CBS 393.64 is the source of this 2136-nucleotide messenger RNA. RefSeq lists its product as uncharacterized. The transcript has 2 exons. The coding region runs from base 1 to 2136 and encodes 711 amino acids. Gene Ontology annotation, molecular function: DNA binding. Lineage: Eukaryota; Fungi; Ascomycota; Eurotiomycetes; Eurotiales; Trichocomaceae. The record is from RefSeq and is a predicted model, not a curated record.